AUGUCGAACUACACAAAAUUGGAAUUUGCAGCACUUGAUAUUUCAGGAAGAAAUUAUUUAUCAUGGAUUCUUGACAUUGAGAUUCACCUCGAUGCCAUGGAAAUAGGAGAAACGAUUAAAACUGGUAAUGACGCGUCGUUGAAGGAUCGCGCCAAAGCAAUGAUAUUUAUUCGCCACCACCUCCACGAAGACCUGAAGUCUGAGUACCUUAUGGUUAAGGACCCAUUAACCUUAUGGAAUAAUCUGAAAGAAAGGUACGGGCACCAAAAAGCAGUGAUACUGCCAAGAGCUCGUUAUCACUGGUUAAAUUUAAGGGUGCAAGAUUAUAAAUAUGUCAAUGAGUAUAACUCCGCUCUGUUCAAGCAAUACAGAGAGCGUGGGUUUGAGAAAUACUCAGAUUUAAUUUCCUGUCUCAUGGUUGCUGAAUAG
Molecule: messenger RNA, 429 nt
Organism: Rhododendron vialii
Lineage: Eukaryota; Viridiplantae; Streptophyta; Magnoliopsida; Ericales; Ericaceae
Exons: 2
Coding region: 1-429 (142 amino acids)
Source: RefSeq, a predicted model, not a curated record